AUGCCCAGCGCCGUGGACUCUGUCGGGCUUACCCCUGAGCAGCUCGAGUCCUUCAACGAGAAUGGCUUCCUCGUGGUCCCCAACUACCUCUCGGCGGAGGAAGUGCAGUCACUGCUCACGACCACGCACGUCCUGCUAGAGAACUUUUCUCUCGAGAGCCACCCAAUGACCCGGUUCACUACUGGAGACGACGACGAAAAAACCAAGCACGUGGGUGACGACUACUUCCUCUCAUCCGGGAACAAAGUGCAUUUCUUCUUCGAGCCGGAGGCCGUCGCAGCCCCAGAAGAUGAUCCAAAGGCACCACCACGACUGCUGAAGCCCAAACAUCUAGCCAUAAACAAGAUUGGGCACGCCCUACACAGCAAAUCCGCACCCUUUGAGAAGAUCACACUGUCGAAACGGAACGCCGCUAUUGCCGGCUCGCUUGGCUUCCAGGACCCGCGCUGUCUGCAGAGCAUGGUCAUUUGCAAGCAGCCGAGUAUUGGCGGUCCCGUCCCGGCCCAUCGUGACUCGGAGUUUUUGUACACAUCGCCGCCCUCGGCGGUUGGCUGGUGGGUUGCCCUGCAAGAUGCGACGCCGGGCAACGCCUCGCUCGGGAUGUGGAAGGGCACGCACAGGGGCAAGAAGGGCGGGCAUAUCCGACGACGCUUUGUGCGUUGUGAAGAAGGUGGCGGAACGACAUUUAUCACCAAUGAGGGACCUGCAUUGCCUCUUGGAAAAGACGAAGAUGAGACGGAAGAUGGGCAGGCGGACGAGGACUUUGAGAUUCUCAAUGUCAAGGCGGGUGAUCUGGUGCUGAUUCAUGGCAAUGUGUUGCACAAGAGCGAGAAGAAUACGAGCGAUAAGAGCCGCUUUGCUUAUACUUUUCACGUUAUUGAAGGGGCCGAGGGGUGGACGUAUGACGAGCGGAAUUGGCUACAGCCGCCGGAAGAGGGUUUCUCGCGGUUGAAUGCUGUAUAA
Messenger RNA from Talaromyces rugulosus, 963 nucleotides. RefSeq lists its product as uncharacterized. The transcript has a single exon. The record is from RefSeq and is a predicted model, not a curated record. NCBI's taxonomy places the organism in Eukaryota, Fungi, Ascomycota, Eurotiomycetes, Eurotiales, Trichocomaceae. The coding region runs from base 1 to 963 and encodes 320 amino acids.